AUGUCCAGGCUUUUGAAGAUCUGUUUCUUGUUGAUAUCAGUGAAUCAUGCUGAGAUUGCUCACAGUCAGAGCUCUGAAGAUUUGCCUCCAUUAUUACACAAAGCUCUGGAGGAAGUAAUAACUGGGAAAUAUCUGAAUGCCCUCCUUGAUAUACUUAAUUUUCAAAGUUCUAAUGUCUGGACAGCAGAUAUGCUUACAAAAGUCAUGGCAUAUUUUCAUGCCCAGGAAGUUGUGUUUACUCUUAGCAGCCUCCAGAUGUCCAUACAAAGUUACCUGAAGAACCUUUUAUACCAGCCUAGGCAACUACUGUCUGAAUUUCAACAACUUGAUCAGCAGCAGUUCCAAACUGCAAUGAAGUAUCUCUUCAACAGCAGGAAGGAGCACCUUGAGACGGGAGAUAUUAUCCUUGAUUGGGACGAGACUAGAGAGAGAAUUUUUCAAAGCCCAGGAGUAAACAGGACCUUGUUCCUUGUCACACUGGAUAAAUGUUUCCUGGCUCUGAGUGCUUUGGACUGUGUGGAUAUCCUGGGCCAGGUUUUGCACGUGUCAGCAGUGAACUAUCUCCAACCUGAUGUCAUUGGGAGCCUCCCAAACGUUCUGCUGGAGGAUGCCUUCAGAAACCUAUCAUCAUUAUUCAAGGACCUCUAUGACAAAACCUCAGCAAAUACUCAGAGAGCUCUGUAUGGCUGGAUGAAGCAGAUUCUACAAAAAUCCUAUAACAGGAGUGACUUCAAUGAAUCAACUUCUUGGGUCAGUGCAGAAAGCUUAUGGAUUUUGGGAAGAUACAUGGUCCACCUCCCAUUAGAAGAAAUUCUGAAAAUUAGUCUCAAUGAAAUCAGACUGUUCAUCAGCUACGACAACGCGACAAAGCAGCUGGACACGGUGUAUGACAUCACACCAGAGCUUGCACAGGCUUUCCUGGAGAGGAUAAACUCGUCAGGAUUUGAUAUGAGGAACACUUCAACUAUCUACAGGCUGGGUUUAUUGGUUUGCUUUUAUGAUGACCUGGAGCAGGUGGAUGCAGCUGUGGCCCGGGCUUUACUUCAUCAAAUGAUGAAAUGCAAUCAACUGAGAGGUUUCCAGGCUGAGGUUCACAAGCUCAAAUCCCAACUGCUGAACAUUGCCAUGCAAAACCAGACACUGAAUGAUACCCUCGGGUCUCUGUCAGAUGCUGUGGUCGGACUAACUUCGAGUCAGCUGGAAUCUCUGUCACCUGAAGCAGUGCACAAUGCUAUUGCAACACUAAACCAAGUCUCUGGCUGGGCAAAGAGCCAAGUUAUGAUUUUAUCCAGUAAAUACCUCUCUUAUGAAAAGGUGUUAUCAUUCCAUAACCUCAGUCAGAUGGGUGCUUUGGUGACGGGCAUCAGCACCCAGUCCCUGCACAGCAUGGACCCAGGGGAGCUCUCCCAGCUCAUUCGAGGCACCACAUCCCAGCACUUGGCUGAUUUGUCUCCUGCCCAGCAACAAGGGAUCCUCAGGAAGAUAGAUGCAUCUGGAGACUUUUCUUCCUCAGUCAAAGAGAUACAAGGAGCUUUCUUUAAGGAAGUAUCUCUCUCUGGUUUAUGGAAGCAGACUGGAUAUAACUCUUCAAUGAUGAAAGAAAAAGAACUAAGAAGAAGCCAGGCUUUGUAUCUGUACGAAUUCCUGUCCAAGCAAAGCCAUCCUGUUGACCUGCUGAGCACAGGACAGCUUGUGAAAGGAGUAACUUGUCAACUCAUUGAAAGUAUGGGCACAGACAUAUUUUUAAACAAUUUUAAAUUCUUUGAAAUGAAUCUUCAUCUGCUUUCUCCAUAUCAGGUUAAUUGUUUGGCUUGGAAGUUUUGGAAAGUCUCCAAUGCAUCUAUUCCUCCCUUCCUCUUCCUGGUGCUGCCUCCUGAGUACCUGGAGUUCGUUUCAGGCCCUUUGUGUGUCCCUUUCAUUGAGAGUCUGGGGAAGAUUGAAAUGGACCUUUUGAAUCCAGGCGGUCACAAAAGGAAUGCUGUCCUGCAAAAAGUACAGGAGUGCCUGAACGGCUCCGUGGCUGAUGAAUAUGAUGUUGACCUACUUGGGAAUCUAAUCUGCCAUUUACCUCCAGCCUUUCUACAAGGCAGAGUGUCCCUGAAGGCAAUGGCAGCAGCCCUCCAUCAAUUCAAAUUCUGCCAACAGCUCAGCCCCGAGCAGAAGACUGAAAUUAAAUACAAACUCCUUGAGUUAUAUGGCUCCUCCAACAACUGGACAGCAGCAACAACAUUGGAUGUUGGACCAUUCAUAGCUCUGCUGUCAAAGGAGGAAUUAGAUGUCCUUGCUGGAAAGUUUCCGGACAUCAUUUUACAAAUAGCAAAGACAGUUGGACCAGUUUCUUCAGCUGAAGAGCUUUUAUCAGCUGUAUUUGAGUCUGUCUCCAGUGCCACUGCCAGCACCCCCUCAUCUCUCUCCACACCUGAUUGCCUGGGAACCAGAGUUCCUUCUUCAGAUGAAAUAAUUAAAUUAGCAGAAGCAAAUAUCUUUUGGUCAGAUCAGGAACUGAAAUGCAUGGACCAAGGGACUUUUGACAAAAAUGUGGAACUUCUUGGGACCGUCUCAGGUUUUAACAACUCCCAGCUUACUGCCUUGAAGGAAAAAGCCAAGCAGGUUUGGGGGUUGCUGCCUGACUGGAAAAGUUACCACAUUGUUUCCCUGGGCCGCAUUGCUCUGGCCCUCACUGAGCACGAAAUCCAAGAGCUGGAUUUGCAUUCCAUCGACACUGUUUCUGUACUCAGUCAGCAGACAGAGUGGACUCUCACCCAGGCAAGAUCUAUUUUGGAAGGUUUUCUGGAAGACUCUGGCCAGACCAUCAGCACACUAAAAAGCUUUGAUUUAGUUGGACUGGGAGCUAUUCUCUGUGCUUUGAACUCCACAGAAAUCAUGUCCAUAAGGACUGCUGAAUUCAGUGCUGCAGUUGCAAGAAUUGGCCUGUUGGUUUGCAGCACCCCUGUCCUGAGGCAGCUGAAGAGGAUGACAGAAGCUGUGUUUGGUGCUGCUACCAGCUGGAAUGGCUCUGUUUUACAGGAGAUUGGUACCAUAGCAGGUGGUUUGAAUGAGGAUGAAUUAAAAGCUUUAGAUAAAAGCUUGAUGCCGUAUUUCCAGCCAGCAGCAGUAAGACAUAUGCCUCCUGAAAUUUUCCAAGCAUUGUCCCCAGAACAAAUAGCAAACCUGGGCCCGGAAAACGCCGCCAUGGUUACGGGAUCCCAGCGGGAACAUCUGGAUGCAUCCCAGCUCCAGAGCCUGAGGCUGGCGCUGGACGGAGCCAGGAGCAGCCCCCCCGAGGCCCAGAGCGGUGCAGGACCCACCCAGGAGGUGCCAACCCCGGCUGCAAGCGGUGCUCCCUGUUUGAGCAGCUUUGGCAUCUGCUUGUGUGCUGUGUUUACACUGCACCUGCCUUUCUGACCCACGAUUGUUAAUCUUGAGAGUCCUGCAGCUUACAACAGAUAUGCUAGAGAAAAAGAGUUUUCAGCUCAGCAUGAACAGUAGAGUCAAGAGGCUCUGAGACUUCUGAGUGCAAAGUGAUUAAUUUUUUAAAAGCAGCACACUCAUGUGCCAUCAUGCUGAGAAUUAUCUCCUUUCCAUACCUUUACCAUUAGCAAGUAACUCAGUGUCCCUCCAAACACUUCAAAGCUGGAAAUGGCCUAUCUGUCUCAUGAGAAAAUCAAUGAAAGAUAAGAUUAUGUGUUGGGAAGGAACCUGAAUGCCCUGGGGGCAGGUAACAGGGGCCUGCUUUUCACAUGGGCUAAUUUGGCCACACGAUUGUACCAAUCUGUUGGGUUUUCUUCUUCUAUUCCAAGUGCACAUUCCCUGGAUAUGGGUGAUCCUUCUGUGUGAUGUGGUAGAAACUGCACUAAAAGUUACUGCUGUUGCAAUAAAGUAACUUCUGGGCUGCUGUUUUAAAUCCUGCUCAGAUAAGAAGCGAUAACACGUUUUUAGAAUUUAAGCACCUGCACAAAAUGUCGUUCCCCGUGGCUGUUUGUGUUCCACAGAACCAGUGACACUGAGGGCACUGGCAAUAUAUUAGUAUUUCAUGGGAAAAAAUGCACCCUGGAAACCUGCUUGUGUUCAUCAGGAGACAGUCCCUUCAGUCCAGGUAGGGUUGAAGUGAACAUCUGGGAAUGCUGAGGGAAAACUGGGUCUACAUACUACCUAGACUGUCGAGCCUCUGCAUGUAAACGUACAUUUUGAUGCUGCUCAACAUGACUUUAUGCCAAGAAUUCAUGGUACAGUUUUCCAUUUUGCCAUUCAAAAGUCUUUAUCUUUUCCAGAUUAAAAAAAGGCAAUACAUAAACAUUUAUUUAAAUAGAAAGAAAUUUGUUUUAUCAAUCCCAGCAAAUACUCAUGAAUGCCCACUAAAACCAAAAAAUACUUCAGCAGGUCAAAGACCUUAUAAAGAUUUAUCUGUGCUUUCACAUUAAAAAGUUCCGCCUCACUUAGAUGUGAAAGUGCCGAAAGGUUGUUUGAUUUCUAGAAAUUGCCUCACUUGAAUCCUGUGUGCACUUCAGUGAAGAUGCAGGAGAGUGUUUUCUUGUCAAGAAGACAGCAGCAUUUCCAGUUCAGCUGCCUAAGUCAGGUACAUGCUUUAGCUAUAGCAAGCACUUCAAAAAUCUAUAUGAGCUGAAAGUGAUCUUCUUCUGUCAAUAGAAUGUACCUGGGAGUGAUUCCGUCUGCAAUCACGGGAGUCAGAGUUUAGCUUUUAAUUGGAGCAGGAGUGAGCUCUUUUGUUUUGUGCCAUCUGUGCUGUAAUUUCUUUCAAGCACAAGUGCUUUUAAAUAGCUGAACUCCUUGAUUACUUAUGUAUUUUAUUAAGUUAAUAAUUAUGUUAAGAACUUUGGCAUUGCAUUUACAUUUGGUUGAAGACGUAUCUGUUUCUUACAAGAGCAGUGUAGGAGGGGUAAAUGUGGAGCACCCACUUAAUGUCCUUAUUUCAUGGUGAGAUUACAAAUCCUAUUUGGUUCAUGGGCAUGAAAAGGAAUUUUACUCUUGCCAAUGAGUAAAGGUCACUGAUGGAAAAGCCCAUUCUACAAAACCUGAGUUUCAUGAGACGCCUCCCUCAAAACUGUUGAAUUUCUGGGGGAAGAAGAAAUGUUGCUGUUUGUUGUAGAUGUGGGUAACGUUUGUUUAAACCAAGCUUAAUUUUUCCUAUAUUCUUUCUAGUUCUUUUAGUUCUUUGAGAACAGAAAAAAAAAAAAUCAGAUUUGGGCAUAAAAUGUGCUGUUGAAUAUAUAUCGUGACAUUAAUUUUAUUUACUCCACUCCACCUGUGACUCCUCUGAUGGUUGCUGGGCAGUGCCAUACGUACUGUGGGAUGCCCAUCCAACUCCUCACAGUCUGACCUAACUCUGGUGUAGGCCUGGCUCUUCUGGGUGCUGUGACAGGUGCCCCUGUCUGGCAGUGUGUACAAGGAGGUAUUUCACUUAAUUCCUUUGAUUGGAAUUAAGAGGUUAACAGAUGGGAAGAAAUACUUCGUUGGCUGAUUGUUUCAGUGCCUGAUACCUUUAUAUUCAGAAUUGUAUUUAGAAAAAAGAAGGGGGCUAUUGGUUCUGGGUUAUCAGUAGGGAAAAUAUCUCUAUGACUUGAUACUGAGGUAAAUGCCAUAUUUGUGAUAUCUUUAAAAUCCCCAAAGGUAAAAAAACAACUACCCAUCCCCAGUGUCUGAACACUGUCUCUGUUAAAGCUGGCAUUAUGGCUGUUGUCAGGUUUUGUACGGUACAUGGAAUGUUUCACUCCCAGUGAUCCCAAUCCGUCACAUCAGAGCCAACCAGCUCUUCUGGGUGAGGCUCUAAAGAUUCUGCUUAUAAAAAAAAAAAAAAGGCACCCUUCCUUAAUUUUAAGAAGCCCUUUUUGCUUCUGAAUAAUCUGCUCAAAUAUUCCAGAGGCAAUUAUGUACUGCACUAUGGCAGAUUUAGCUUAUCUCUUGACUGCUGCCCCCAGGGACCAUCCCCACCUCAGGUAUUUUCCGGUAACACAAAUUGCAGCCCCAACAUAUUGGACUGGGGCCUUGUCAGAGUCCCACUGACUGCCCACCUUGGAGCAGAUGCCAGACGUGCCCCAAGGUGUGCCAGCCAAAGCCACCUGGGGCUGUGGGAGAGGUCUGGCUCGCUCCAAGGACACUCAGAAGAGAGCAAGGAAUCCAGUAGUCACCUGGAAUGUGUCACUUGAGCAGGUAACUGGCUGUAGAGCACGUGCUGGUGUUUUGGCUCAUGCUGUGUUGUUGACACCCCAUGCUGCUUCCCAGUGGGACGGUGCCAAUUCCAGCUCGGCAGUCGAGGAACAGAAUCAUCAAA
This is a messenger RNA of Myiozetetes cayanensis, 6289 nucleotides long. It is a transcript of the gene OTOA, whose product is annotated as otoancorin. Gene Ontology annotation, cellular component: cell surface. The transcript is spliced from 29 exons. The record is from RefSeq and is a predicted model, not a curated record. Bases 1 to 3405 code for a protein of 1134 amino acids. Lineage: Eukaryota; Metazoa; Chordata; Aves; Passeriformes; Tyrannidae. Gene Ontology annotation, biological process: cell-matrix adhesion.